GCAUCAGCUGACCUCUGUUCGUCUUUUCUUUGACUACUCGACCGUACCUGCCUAACGUUACUCAAAAUGGAGCUGAAAAUAAUUUUCUCAGCAAUAUUUUCCGUAUUUUUUGUCGGUAGUGUAAGCUGCCAUUCUAAUUCAUCAUUGCCUCUUGUCAUAUGGCAUGGAAUGGGUGACAGUUGCUGUAAUCCACUAAGCAUGGGAAGCAUAAAGUCUCUGGUAGAGAAAAAUAUACCAGGAAUCUAUGUCAACUCUCUUGAAAUUGGAAGUAAUAUUAUUGACGAUAUGGCCAAUGGCUUUUUCAUGGACGGCUUCACCCAAAUAAAAUUUGCCUGUGACAUCAUCGCCAAAGACCCUAAACUCAAGAAUGGAUAUAAUGCCAUUGGAUUCUCCCAGGGAGGACAGUUCUUGAGAGCUGUAGCACAGAUAUGUCCAAACCCUCCUAUGAACAACCUGAUCUCUGCUGGGGGCCAGCACCAAGGUGUGUAUGGCUUUCCCAGGUGCCCAGGAGACAAUUCAACCCUCUGUAAUCUUGCAAGAGAGUUGCUGAACAUGGGAGCUUAUGACAAAUUUGUCCAGGAAAAUUUGGUACAGGCACAAUACUGGCAUGAUCCUCUGAACGAGGCUGAGUAUAGGCAAUACAGUAGAUUCAUUGCUAUCAUCAACCAAGAAAAUAGUGUGAAUGAGACAUACAAGAAGAAUUUGGUGAAGUUGAAUAAGUUUGUGAUGGUCAUGUUUGGCAAAGACACAAUGGUAGAGCCUAAAGAAUCAGAGUGGUUUGGCUUCUAUGUUCCUGGGAAUACAUCUGACGUGUACACAUUGAGAGAAAGCAAACUAUACAUUCAGGACAAGCUUGGCUUGAAGCAGAUGGAUGCUGACAAGAAGUUAGUCUUCCUCACAGCCCCUUGGGAUCAUUUGCAAUUCACAGAUGAAUGGUUUGAGGCUAAUCUGAUUCCCUAUAUGAAGUAGAUGACAUUCCAUAGACGUACAUGGCGUUUGUUUGGUUAAGCAAAUAUAUUUGAUUAAUUAUGUUUGUGUCUUACCUGAAAAUGGCAAAUAAAAGAUAACUAUGCAGAAUAUUGGUUUGGGAGGGUACAGGUCUCAGGAGAUCUUGGUUCUUUUAAAAUAUGUGGGAUAGGGUCAUGUCUAGUGUUCCUAGCCGGGGGUAGGUGUGGGGGGGGGGGGGACUACUAAGUAUACAUGUAAGAUACAUAUGUGCUGCGGUCGAGACCCACAUUUUCAGCCUAAAUUUCCGCUCAAGAGCAUCACCAAUUUCAAAAGCCAUAGAAAUUCCUAUUUUUCCCCGUUCCAGAGACCCUCAAAUUUGUGAUUCUCUUUCCAGUGCGCUACCAUUGCUGCUACCAUGUACAGUAUGAUAUCAUGAACUUUUGGUUUUUAUGUGGUCAGUUCCAGAGCAUUGCAUUUUUAGCAAUCGUUGAUCCAAGAGCCGUUCUGGAGACCCCCUUUUUAAAACCUUGAUUUAGUUCCAGAGCCCCCUAUUUUUUACUUUGGUGUGGCACAUAGGUAUCAUGUUAUAAAUCGAGUAGCCCCCCCGGGUUCCUAGCCCCCAUUCCUCAUGCCCCUACACAGCAAGAAGGCACACAACCUAUGUUUUGGUAAAAUAUUGUCAAAAAAGUUACUUAACUAUUAAUAUGGUGCCUGUGCCUGCAGUCUAAUUAUGUUCAGAAAGCGAAACAUUUUUAAUAUUUACACUGUUGGUAUAACUUUUCACUUUUUUCUAGUUGCUAUUUUUCAACCUCUAAUUUUCUCCUUCCUCCUUCCUUUUGGCUGAUUGGUUAUAUCUAUGUCAUACAUUUCUUUCACUGAUGAAACCUUUCCACGACCUGCCUGCAAAGAUCAAUGUUUCUUUCCUUUGAGUAGAUUGUAUGCACAAGUUCACCAUCAAUGCCUUUCUCUCCCCAGGGCUAGCAGGGCUAGUCUGCAAGUGCAGACUCAGAAUUGACACUUUAACAAAUUAAACCAUGUCUAGUGUGGAGACUAGAAUCUAAACCCUCUGGCCCGUAUUCUGAAGUCAGGUUUAACUUAGACCAUGGUCUAACUCUGUGCUAAAAUUAUGGGAAGCCAAAGGUGUCAAACUUUAUAUUAAGUUGUAUGUUUCUUAUGUUUACUGUGCUCUUUCCUGAUUCAUCGAUAGUGAAGAAAAUCAUCUAUUUUUACUUCCUAGACAAUUAUGAAUGAUUUAAGAGCCAAAUGAGCUGAAAUAUAUCUCUACCGUUAGUGAUUUAUGUAACAAUUGGCUAUCCAUACUUAAACCACUACUUUAAACCAGAGUUUAAGUUAAACCCGACUUCAGAAUACGGGCCUCUGCCUUGGUCAAAAAGACUUAGAAGCAGCCACGGUGCAUGAAAGAAUCUAGUCUCAUAUUUCAGACUCUUCGUAUUAUGCACUAUUCAAACACCAUAGGGUAUGCGCCUGCAGACUACUCCAUGACUCCUUUACACAAAGGUUUGUGAUAACUAAUGUAUAUUGCAAAUAAGUAAGAGCACUUAUGAUUGGUUCCUGGUCAGUGUUUUCAUCAAAACCUGCAUGUAACGUUGAUCAUGAUUGGUCAUUGCGAUUAGCGAAUGAUCGCCAUCCUUUGUGUUACAUAGCCUUGAUGUCACCUCCAGCUCCAUGUAUGUAGUACUAGUAAAAAUGAAAUUAAAAUGGCUGUCUGAUAGCUCGGAAGUGAAUUCUAUGACAUUGUGAUGAUUGAUAUAACACACUCGCAAUUUAUUUUCACUUUCAAUUACGAUCAAAUCCUGGAAUCAAGCCACGCUUUAUCCAUUCUAAACCGAGAGUAUGUAUGUUUGGUGUAAUCAUGAUUAAUGUAAUGUAAUUAAUAUAUUCAAGUACAUUCUAUUUAUGACAAUAGAUUAGUUUAUGAAAAUAUGAAACUAUUUUUCUUGAUGGGUUGAUCUAUUUUCUACUCGGGCACAUCCUGGUAUUGCCUUCAAUUUAUAUUAAUAAUAUGUCGACUUCUGGCUUAUGCUUUAAAAAAAUGUUUCGUCAUCCAAAUUUUGUUAAAGUUUGAAAAAUAUUUGUUUCAGAGUAGUGUUCCGAGAAAAUUACCAAAAAAAAACAUGUAAUACUUGAUUAGUUUAAUAUGGAUUUCUUUCAUAACCUGUUAUUUGUACAUGUAAGUCAUUGUUUGUCAUGGAAGAAUACUUUAUCACUAAUUUGAUAUUUUCUGUGUAUACAGAAUGUUUUAGAAUGUAUAUAUUGAAAAGGGGUUUUAAGAUAAGUUCAAAUAGGGUAAUUCAACCUGAAAAUAAUAUGCAUAAAUUGAUACAUUUAAAUUCAAACAAACAAGACACAAAAGUUCCAUCAAAAUCUUUUCAAAAAUAAUUGAGUUAUUUCAGUGAAACAGUUGUGUGCAAGUAAAGUGAUCAUUCACUGUGUGAUCUGAUGGUGUCAUAUCUUUCAAUUUUUUUAUUUGUAAAUUGAUAAUACAAAAAAAAUAUAUUAUUUUUGUGUUUGAAUUGUAUACGAUUCCUCGUUUAUUGUUUAAGAUCAUCGUUACUGUAAGAUUUUGUAUCAUGAGAGUUUGGGAAAAAAAGUUAAAUUAUUGAAGGACUUGACACCAGUUUAUCAAUUGAAUUUCAUGAACCAUGAUGACAUGCAUAUGACUGCUUCACCAGAAAUAGUGCAAAACUUUUAAUACAUUCAUAACUUUGUGAUAUCUGUGAAAUCUGAUUUGAUUAGAUUUAUAGUGAUUUGCUGAUUUCAUUGAAAUAUUUGUAUAUACUUAUCAUUUUCAGGCUUGAGUAACCCUUUACAGAUACGAUGAGAAUUCAUUUUGUCAAAUGUGCAAUUAGCAGUAGCAACGUAAUAACCUUGUAAGUUACAUAAAUUUAUAUUUCAGUUUUGUGUAGAAGUGGGAUAGGAUUACAAUAAUCAUUACGUAUUACUUUAUUCACUCUUCCAUCAAUAUUUAACAAUGUAGUGACCCAAACCAUUUUUUUUUCUUAUCUUAAAAUGAAAGGAAACUGGUAUUUUUCUUCCUAUUGCAUUCAGAAUUAAUUUCUUUUUUAUUCCAACGUUCUUCAUGGAUGCAUAUAUUCAACUUUUUUUUUUCAAGUAAAAAUGCAAUUUGAUUGAAUUACUAGUAUAUUGAGCUGGGCUUAUGCACGCAUUGCUUGUUUUUAUUGCAAAGGAGUAAAUUAAAAAUUUGUUACAAAUUCUACGAACUUGCACUCUUUUUUUUUUUCAAUUUUCAAAUGUAAAAAUCAAUCAAUUUUGUAAUACAUAUUAUGUACAUUGAUGAAUAAAUCUUUUGAAAUUAUCA
This is a messenger RNA of Lytechinus pictus (painted urchin), 4288 nucleotides long. RefSeq names its product palmitoyl-protein thioesterase 1-like. Gene Ontology annotation, biological process: protein depalmitoylation; receptor-mediated endocytosis. Gene Ontology annotation, molecular function: palmitoyl-(protein) hydrolase activity. Gene Ontology annotation, cellular component: lysosome. NCBI's taxonomy places the organism in Eukaryota, Metazoa, Echinodermata, Echinoidea, Temnopleuroida, Toxopneustidae. The transcript is spliced from 10 exons. The record is from RefSeq and is a predicted model, not a curated record. The coding region runs from base 67 to 969 and encodes 300 amino acids.